Molecule: messenger RNA, 1498 nt
Organism: Neolamprologus brichardi
Lineage: Eukaryota; Metazoa; Chordata; Actinopteri; Cichliformes; Cichlidae
Source: RefSeq, a predicted model, not a curated record
UUUUUGAUUUUCAGUCAGGCGCUGCGGGCCGCUGUCUGUCUCUGCUCCACUGAGGGGUCCUGAGCGUCACUCACAUACACACGUGUGCGCCGUGUUCUCAGUAACCAUGGCGGACCUCCAGAUGAAGCUUCUCCGAAAGAAGAUCCAGAAGCGAAACGAGAAGGACAGAGAGCGCAAAUUGCAGAAGAAGAAGCGGAAAGACGAAGUAACAAGAGAAGAAGAAGAAGGAGAAGAUGUGAGUCUGACGGUGAGCUCAAACGGCCUCGAGGAGGAGGUACCCAGAGAGCCAAAGAAGAAACAGAAGAAGAAGAAGAAUCAGGAGGAGGAAGAGGGACCAGUGGAAGGGACCAGCACAGAGGAAACUCAGAUGAAGAAGAAAGCGAAAAGGAAGCAGCUGGCUGAGGGUGCUGAACCUCCAGCCGUGAAAAAGAGCAAAACUGCAAAAGAAGAAGAAGAAAAGGGGGAGGAGGACACGGAGGAGGCAGAAGUAGCAGAUGACAAUGGAGAUGCAGCUGCUGACAAACCACAAGAGGAGGAAGAGGAAGAUGAGCCUGAGCUGCCAUGUGGACUCACAGGACUGAGCGUAGAUUCUGGAUCAGACUAUGUUAAUCUAAUGACCGCUGAGUCACUUUGCCUUGGGACACGGGGCACCGUAAUGCUGGAAAUUGUGCAGAAUGUCACCAAAUUGCUCCUGGAUCACUGGAAGAAGUUGAUCUUGAGGGCCCAGAAGCUUGCCAACGGCGUCAACAUCGUGGUGGCCACACCCGGACGCCUUCUGGACCACCUGCAGAACACAUCCGGCUUCAUGUACAAGAACCUGCAGUGUCUGAUUAUUGACGAGGCCGACCGGAUCCUGGAGGUGGGCUUCGAGGAGGAGCUAAAGCAGAUCAUCAAACUGCUGCCGAAGCGGAGGCAGACGAUGCUGUUUUCAGCCACUCAGACAAGGAAGGUGGAGGACUUGGCUCGCAUCUCCCUGAAAAAGGAGCCCCUGUAUGUCGGGGUGGACGACAACAAAGACAAGGCCACAGUCGACGGCCUCGAGCAGGGCUAUGUGGUGUGUCCAUCAGAGAAGCGCUUCCUGCUGCUAUUCACCUUCCUGAAGAAGAACCGCAAGAAGAAGCUGAUGGUCUUCUUCUCUUCCUGCAUGUCUGUGAAAUUCCACUAUGAACUGCUCAACUACAUCGACCUGCCCGUCAUGGCCAUCCACGGCAAACAAAAGCAGACCAAACGUACCACCACCUUCUUCCAGUUCUGCAACGCUGACUCCGGCAUCCUGCUGUGCACAGACGUGGCAGCUCGAGGGCUGGACAUCCCCGAGGUGGACUGGAUCGUGCAGUACGACCCUCCAGAUGACCCCAAGGAGUACAUCCACAGGGUGGGUCGAACCGCCAGAGGCAUCGAUGGCCGAGGCCACGCCCUCCUCAUCCUGCGGCCAGAAGAACUCGGCUUCCUGCGGUUCCUCAAACAGGCCAAGCAAAUUAAACCUCUAACAGAUUAG